Molecule: messenger RNA, 6622 nt
Organism: Xyrauchen texanus (razorback sucker)
Lineage: Eukaryota; Metazoa; Chordata; Actinopteri; Cypriniformes; Catostomidae
Product: unconventional myosin-VIIa-like
Exons: 47
Coding region: 1-6435 (2144 amino acids)
Cellular component (GO): myosin complex; cytoskeleton
Molecular function (GO): protein binding; cytoskeletal motor activity; ATP binding
Source: RefSeq, a predicted model, not a curated record
AUGGUGACGUUAAAAAAGGGGGAUCACAUUUGGAUUGACUCCAGCAUUGGGAUCCCUAUUGGAGCAUGCGUGAAGAUUUCAGAAAAUGGACAGUAUUAUCUGCUCGAUGAUGAUGGGCAGGAGCAUCCUAUCUCAGAGGGGGAGAGGGACAGUCUUAGGCCAAUGCACCCCACCUCAGUGGAGGGUGUGGAUAACAUGAUCAGACUGGGAGACCUCAGUGAAGCCGGCUUGCUCAGAAAUCUGCUGCUGCGCCACAGACAGGGCAUUAUCUAUACCUAUAUUGGCUCUGUACUGGUGGCAGUAAAUCCCUAUCAGAUGUUGCCCAUCUACACAGCAGAGCAGGUUCAACUUUAUCAUGGCCGUAAACUGGGCGAGUUGCCGCCACACAUCUUUGCCAUUGCUAACAGUUGUUACUUCAACAUGCGCCGUGAUCAGCGCAACCAGUGCUGCAUUAUUAGUGGAGAAUCUGGUGCAGGAAAGACAGAGAGCACUAAACUCAUCCUGCAGUUCCUGGCUGCUGUGAGUGGACAACACUCCUGGAUAGAGCAGCAGAUUAUACAGGCCGACCCAGUCCUGGAGGCCUUUGGGAAUGCCAAAACCAUUCGGAAUGAUAACUCUAGCCGCUUUGGGAAAUACGUGGAGAUGUUCUUUAAUAAAGAGGGUGUUAUAGAGGGAGCUCACAUGGAGCAGUACCUGCUGGAGAAGUCUCGUGUCUGUCAUCAGGCACCCCAAGAAAAGAACUACCACAUUUUCUAUUGCCUGUUAUAUGGGAUGCCAGAUGAGCAAAAGAAAGUUCUGUCACUUGGUAAUGGAUCUAAGUUCAAGUAUCUGACCGAGGGUGAUUGUUUGACCAGUGAUGGUCGGGAUGAUGCUGAUGAGUUCCGACGGAUCCGUGUUGCUCUAAAGAUCCUUGCCUUCUCAGACAAUGACUGCUGGGAAAUCUUCAAAUUACUUGCUGCCAUCCUGCACAUGGGGAACAUCGACUUUCAAGGCACUGUAAUGAAUAACAUGGACAGCUGUGACAUCCUGUCAUCUGAACAUUUUUCUAUCACUGCCAAGUUGUUGAAGGUGGAUAAGGCCGAUCUUGAAAAUAGUCUUACCCAUCGCUCCUUUAUGACAAACAGAGAGAAAGUCACUAAACCCCUGAGCUCAGAGCAGGCCACAGACACCAGAGAUGCUUUUGCCAAGGCCAUGUAUGGAAGGUUGUUUGUGUGGGUGUUUACAAAAGUGAACAGCACCAUUCACAAAUCCCAGACUGAUGAUUCCUCUAAUUCACGCAAGUCCAUUGGUCUGCUAGACAUUUUUGGCUUUGAGAAUUUCAAUAAAAACAGUUUUGAACAGCUGUGCAUUAAUUAUGCCAACGAGCAGCUGCAGCAGUUCUUUGUGAGUCACAUCUUUAAACUGGAGCAGGAUGAGUACAGUAAAGAAGGGAUCUCGUGGAAUCGCAUUGCAUUUGCUGACAACCAGAAAACCCUGGAGUUGCUGGCUGUUAAACCUCUCAACAUACUGGCACUGAUAAAUGAGGAGAGCAACUUCCCUAAGGGUACCGAUGCCACUAUGUUAAACAAAAUGAAUCAAGAACACAGUGGGAACCCCCUUUAUAUCCCGUCCAAGAACAACCACAGCAUGCAGUUUGGGGUUCAGCACUUUGCUGGAACAGUUUAUUAUGAUUGCAAAGGUUUUCUAGAGAAGAACAGAGAUGCCCUGAGCAUGGAUAUCAUGGAUAUGAUUCGGAAAUCUCCCAACAAGUUGUUGAAUCAGAUCUUUGAGACUGAGCAAAAUAAAAACAACACCAUGCCGUCUAACAAAAUGAACCAAAUCCUCAUAACACCAAAGAACUCAUUACGGCAAGGAAAUGAUUCAAGGAGGCAGAUAUCGACCCUGAGUGUUCAGUUCCGUCAGUCUCUGGAUUCUCUGAUGAAGUCUCUGUCUCUCUGCCAGCCAUUCUUCAUUCGCUGCUUCAAACCAAAUGACAAAAAGAUGUCCAAGGCUUUUAACAGGGAACUCUGCAUGCAGCAACUUCGCUAUUCUGGCAUGAUGGAGACCAUUAGAAUACGCAAGUUAGGAUAUCCCAUCCGCCACAGCUUUAAAGAAUUCCUGUACCGCUAUCGUGUGUUGCUGAAGACCGUAGACUGUGACCCCAAAACUGAGCCUGCUGCCAAGUGCUGUGAAGCCAUCUGCAGGGCUGUGGUCAAAAAUGAAGAUGAUUGGAAGAUUGGAAAAAACAAGAUCUUCCUUAGGGAUUUUCACGACUCCUUCCUAGAACUGGAGAGAGAGAAAGAGCUUUACAGGAAGUCAAUUGUCAUUCAGAGAGUGAUGCUCGCCCAUAAAGACAGAAAGAGUUUUGUUAAGAAGAGGAGGGCAGCUCUGGUAUUACAGAGGUGUUGGCGUGGCCACAGAGACCGGACAGAGUUCUGCAAACUUAAGCAGGGAUUUGCUCGGCUGCAGGCGAAAGUGCGCAGUCGGCUACUUAAUAUGCAGUAUUUACGCAGACGAGCUGCAGCCAUCACUCUGCAGACGCAGACACGCGGGUACCUAGCAAGAAAAGACCUGAAACAUAAAAGAGAUGCAGUGAUACUACUGCAGGCACAGACCAGAGGACUUCUGGCCAGGAAAACCCUUAAGAAAAUGAAAAUGGAUGAGUUCUUGACUUCGCAGGAAAAAGAGGCUCAGAAACUGACAGCAUUGGAGCUCCAGCAACGCCUAGAGGAAGUGCUCAGACAAAAUGAAGAGGCCUCCAGAUCCCAGAAUGAGGACGAUGAGGAAAUGCUGGAGAAUAUCUUUGGCUUCCUGCCCAGUACAAUAGGAGGACAAGAGGGUCAGGCACCUGAGGGAUUUGAGGUGGAGGUGGAAAAACAUGCGGUGGAGGUAGAAAAACAUGAGGUGGAGGUGGAAAAACAUGAGGUGGAGGAGGAAAAACACGAGGAGAAGAAAAAACACGAGGAGGAUUUCACGGAGUUCUCUUUCUCUAAAUUUGCAUCUUUGCACUUCCAAGGAUCCUCUAACCACUCAAACAUCCAACAGCGACUACGUCAACCCCUACUCUAUCAUGAGGAUGAGGGAGAUAUCCUUGCCUGUUUGACAGUUUGGUGGAUCAUACUGAGAUUUAUGGGAGAUCUUCCAGAGCCAAAGCAAGAGCGUAUGUCUGCUAUAGCUGACUCCAUCCAGAGGAACCUCGGUCAGAGACAAGCACGGCGACUCAGUAGCCUUGUUGGAUUAGAUCAUAAAAUUUUAAGAAAGAAAACGAAACAACAGAAAGGAACUGGGACUAGGAGAAGAAAACCCUCAACCAUUCCCGAAGAAGAGCCUCCUGAAGAACCAACACCUAAAAUGCAGGCUGUUGCGGAGGAAGAGGAUGUGCUGUUUGGAGAAGGACCAACUUUUGAUCGCCCAAUGACACCCUUGGAGAAAUUACACAUUAUUGUGGGAUAUGCUAUUGUACGACAAGAUAUAAGAGAUGAAAUCUACUGUCAGAUCUGUAAGCAAUUAACAGACAAUAAGAGCCAGAAAAGUACGAACAGAGGCUGGGUCCUUCUGUCCAUCUGUCUGGGUAUUUUUCCCCCUACUGACCGCCUCACUAUGUACUUGAAGAGUUUCAUACACCAUGGGUCAAGUGAAUAUUCCUCCUACUGUGCAGAGAGACUGCAGAGGACUUUAGCAAAUGGAGAAAGAUAUGAACCACCAUGCUGGAUUGAACUACAGGCUGUUGAGACCAAGAACCCCAUGACAGUGGCUGUGGGUCUGAUGGAUGGCAGAAGCAUCAGCCUACAUGUGGACUCAGCCAGCACUUCUGCAGAGGUGUGCAAUGAUAUCAUCCAGAAAAUAAACCUUCAGGACACCUACGGCUUCUCCCUAUACGCUGCAAUGAAUGAUAAGAUGUGGUCUCUUGGCAGUGGCGGUCAGCAUGUUUUGGAUGCUGUGUCUAUGUGUGAGCAAGAAGAGAAGAGGCAGGGGAGAGAGGAACAGCACGCUCCCUGGCGCCUCUACUUCCGUAAAGAGAUCUUCACUCCAUGGCACAACUGUUCAGAUGACCUUAUUAGCACUGACCUCAUCUACAGGCAGAUAAUACAUGGGCUUAAACAUGGAGACUAUCAAUCUGAUAAGGAGGAUGAUUAUGUGCAGCUUGCAGCCAAACAUUACUAUGUAAAGCAUGGCUCUGAAAGCAGUUUGGAAACAACCCAGAAAAUAGUUCAUGAGAUUAUGAGCUUGAGUCUGAUUGAGAACAAGUCUUUGGCCAAACUGAUACAACUGGUCCACUCCGCGCACACAGAGGGUCCUCACAUAAACUCUUCUUCAACUGUUGAUGAAGUGAAGGCUGAGAUUGUCCAAUAUGCACGGAACAAGUGGCCAAUCUAUUUCUCCAAGUUAUUUGAGGCUUACGAGAUUUCAGGUCCGCUAUUGCAUCAAGACAAGUUUGUGGUAGUCGUGAAUUGGAACGGGGUCUCCUUCCAGAAUGGGAAUGAAGCCGCAUUUCUGCAGCGUUCAUAUCCAGAAGUGUUAAGAAUCAAAAUGCAUAGUGAGGACAAGUCUGGUGGGAUUGUGAGUUUGACGACUCCAACGGGGGAGUAUGAACUGAAGGUUGUGAAGGCAAAGGAGUUGGUGGAGCUGGUCGACAUGUUCCUUUCAGGUCUCAAGGAAAGAUCUGUGUAUGCUGUGGCAAUGCAGGACAAUAUCAGACAAGAGGACACCACAUUCCUGAGCUUCAGAAAGGGUGAUUUGCUGAAUAUCAUUAAGGAUGGAGACUAUGUUCCUGAAGAAGGCUGGAUCAAAGCGAGGAAUGAGAGAACAGAUCAAACCGGAGCUGUUUCCAUGGAUGCUAUUCAGAUUCUUCCAAUUCUGAAUAAGCCCACUGAAGAAAUACUGAAUUUGCUAAAUCUGAGCCCAGCACGGAGAAAGUCAGUGAUGCCGGUCUUGCCACAAAAGGAGGAGAUCACAGAGAGAGUAGCCUUCAUGACACUAAAGGAGUUCUCCUUUGAGUAUUUCAGGGAGUCAGGUAAGGUCAAAGGGGCCAAAGAGAAACUGUGGGCCAUCAGUAAAGAGCCUCUCAAACAGCCAUUGCUCAAGAGUCUGCAGGGCAACUCAGAUCUCUGCCACCUCGCUUGUGACUGCUUCACAGCUAUUCUUAAAUAUAUGGGAGAUUAUCCAGUCAAGCAUGUGCGUACACCCAUAGAGCUAACAGACUAUAUUUUUGGCCCAGCAACAGAGCACUUUGAACUAAGAGAUGAGAUAUACUGCCAAAUAAUGAAGCAGUUGACCAGCAACAACAAUGGGUUGAGUAUGGAGAGGGGUUGGCAACUGCUGUGGCUGUGCUGUGGUCUCUUCCCUCCAAGUCAAGUUUUACUGAGGCAUGUUCAGCGUUUUCUGGAGUCCAGACCGAGAGAUCCACUGGCCUCUGCCUGCCAUCUAAGAAUGCAAGCUAUGCUCAGUAUUGAGAGCAGGAAGUUGCCUCCUCACCAGGUGGAAGUAGACGCCAUUCAAAACAACAGCACUCAGAUCUUCCAUAAAGUUCACUUUCCCAACGAUUCAUCUGAAUUAUUUGAAGUGACCACCACCACAAGGAUCAGAGAUUUAUGUCGCAACAUUGCCAAAGAGCUCUUCCUCUCCUCAGCAGAUGGAUAUGGCCUCCUUGUGAAAACAUCCGACAAGGUAGUAAAUAUGAAUUCUGAAGAGUACUUUUUUGACAAUCUGAGGCAACUCACAGACGUCAUCAAAAAAGGAAAGAAAGUCAAAGAGGCUACUCCAACUAUUGUGCCCUACCUGGUACUCUACAUGCGAAAGCUCUGGUUUAAUGUAAUCCCAGGGAAAGACCUAACAGCUGACCUGACCUUCCACUUUCCCCAGGAGUUACCAAAGUAUUUACGGGGGUACCACAAUGUUUCUAAAGACGACAUAAUCAGCCUGGCAGGGCUGCUGUUCCGUACUCAGGUAGACACGGAUAAGUCUCAGUUCGUCAUGAUCCCUAAGAUGCUGAAAGAUCUGGUACCUUUUGAUCAGCAGAGUAUCAUAUCUGCUGAAGACUGGAAAAAGCACAUCAUUAAUGCAUACAACAAUCAGGCAGGUAUAACAGUAGAUGAAGCCAAACUCCAGUUCCUAAAGGUGAUCUCACAAUGGCCCACCUUUGGAUGUGCUUUCUUCGAACAAACAUCAGAGAAGAGUUACCCCAGUAUUAUUUUGAUUUGCAUCAGUAAACAAGGAGUCAGCAUCAUCCACCCUACAACAAAGGAAGUUCUUGUCAUGCUUCCAUUCAGUAAGAUCACUUCCUGGUCUAGUGGAAACACCUAUUUUCACAUGUCCAUUGGCAACCUAGUGCAGGGAAACACUCUACUCUGUGAAACUUCACUGGGUAAUAAAAUCAGUGAUCUCUUGUCCUCGUACAAGGACAUGUACCUGAAUGAGAGGACGGUGGUGCUUCCCAGAAAUCAUAUGUUCACUUGAAUGUGAAUGUGCCAUAUCAUCAGCCUGUCAUGUAGCAUAAGCAUUUUUAGUUUAUUAGCAUUUUUUCCAGUCUGCUAUUAUUAUCUUUUGAUAAUAAUUCUUAUAUGAAUUUCGAGAUUUUACUGCAUAAAAUAAUUAAUAAUUCAUAUCUGUUUUUCAAUAACAGUUUCAACGGCGUCACUUUUUA